UCGAACCAACUAUAUAUAUAUGCAAUCAUCUAGACUAAUCGUUUUGGCUAGCAGAGAACUCUAGAAGCAGCAGCAGCAGGAAGAGAAAGAAAGGUAAAAGCUUAAGCUCUUAUUGAGACUUGCAGAAUCAUCUCCGCAACGUUGUCGACGACCUGCAAAAAUGGAGACACCACCAAAAGAUGAAACACAAAACCCUCCUGCGAAUCCGAAUCCGAAACCAGCCAUGGCGUCUUCAUGUAGGAGGAAGGUAAAGGAAGAUGCCACUUUUUUUGAGGACGUGAAAGAUCACAUCGAUGAGUUCAUUCAUGCCUCCAUGGAUGAACACAAGACCUGCUUCCAGAAGACCAUCAGCAAGAUGUUUGGAUUAUCCAAGGCUGUGGCUGAGAAGCAGGCCGAGGAAGCCAAGGGAGGAGUCGAGAGUCAGUUGCCUCUUCAAACGACAGUGUCGGAUUAAAAAGUGUCAUGUCCUUCGAAGAUACCAACACAUGUCCUUUUCCUCUUGUUUAUCUAAGUCAUUUUGUAAAUCAAUAAUCUUUUGAGUUUGUGUUAAUUACUCUUAGUAGUUCCCAAAAUAUAACGUUGGAAAACAGUGAAGCCCUUUGUUAUAUAUAAUGCACCAUGUGGAAGGUA
Brassica napus (rape) is the source of this 630-nucleotide messenger RNA. RefSeq lists its product as uncharacterized. NCBI's taxonomy places the organism in Eukaryota, Viridiplantae, Streptophyta, Magnoliopsida, Brassicales, Brassicaceae. The transcript is spliced from 3 exons. The coding region runs from base 161 to 454 and encodes 97 amino acids. The record is from RefSeq and is a predicted model, not a curated record.